AUGGAGAUAAAUGAAUUACAUCAAUUAGCACAAAUAGCAGUAAAGUAUGAUGAUAUUGGUGAUUUUAAUAAUGCAAUUAUUUAUUAUUCGAAAGCAGCAAAUCAAAUAUUUAAAUUAAUUGAAAAUAAAAAAAUAUCUCAAAAAUAUAAAGAAAUUUCUUUAAAAUAUUUAAAUAGAUGUGAGGAAUUGAAAAAACAUGUAAAACCAGAACAGAAUGAUUCUUUUUCUUUUGUUAUGAAAGCUUUGGAAUAUGAUGAGAAGGGAAAUUAUAAUGAGGCUUUGAAUUUGUAUACGGAAGGGGCUGAGUUGGGGCUUUUGGAGCUUAAAAGUCCAAAUAAUCCUCAAAAAAUACAAAAAUUAAAAGAAUUAACUUCAUUAGCAAUAGAAAGAGCAGAAAAAAUUAAAUCAUCAUUAAAUACCAACAGUCAAGGUUACAACAAUCCAUCAGCCCCAAUUUUAAGUGAUGAUGAAGAAAAAGUAGAAGAAGAGAUUAAUUUUGAUUUUUUAAAUAAAAUAUUUCCAAAAGUUCCAAUCAACGAAUUUAGUCUGGUUAGUCUAAAUAAUGAUCAAUCAACUUCACAAAUUAAACCAAAAAUAGAAAAUAAAAAUAAUGGAAAACAGCAGAGGCGUCGUUGGUCUGAUCAAAAAAAGAAAAAUUUUGGAGAAUUAUCUCAAAAUGAAAUUUCUGUUUUGGCAACAACUUCUCUUAUAAAUAAUCGAAAAUAUAUUCCUUUUAUUGAAGAAUGUGAUUUAAAAAACGAAUCUUUUUUUCUUCCAAUUCCAUUUACUGACAAGGACGGACUUUUGCCGUUAUCAGAAAAACAGAAAAAGAAUUUAAAAGGAUGGCUUAGACCUAAUGAAUUUAUAAAAGAUGAACCAAAAAUAAUUGAUAAAAUUGAUUCUGGGACUAUUAAACAGACUAUAGUUUCUGAUUGUUCUUUUGUUGCUUCACUUGCAAUUGCUGCGAGAUAUGAAAGACGUUUUGGAAUUAAAUUAAUUACGCAGUAAAUUAAUUUUUGGGGGGAUAUAUAAAUUAUUUGUUAGUCAGAUUUUUAAUGAGGUUUUUGGAAAUAGGGGAUUUUUAGAAAUUUCGGUUAUAGUAAAACUUGCCGUAAACUUUAAUGACAAUGAAUAUUUUUUAAUUUAUCUUUUUCUGGACUUGUACAGAGUCGACCCCAAAAAGACCUGUUUACCCAAAAGACCUACCUU
Molecule: messenger RNA, 1209 nt
Organism: Meloidogyne enterolobii
Lineage: Eukaryota; Metazoa; Nematoda; Chromadorea; Rhabditida; Meloidogynidae
Source: the annotation of a GenBank genome assembly